CGGGUAUUGCGAUAGUUUUAUAAAAAAGAAAUAAAAAGAAAAUUUGAGUGAAAAGAGAAAAUUAAGAUUUUAAAUAAGAAAGUCCUGUUUAUCUAAGUUAUUUUAUGCUCAAUAUUAAAGUUAAGGAUCAGAACUAGUGAAUGUAAUUAAAGAAAAGACAGCCGCAAGAGAAAAAAUCUGAACGAAAAUUUUCAUGAUCCAGUAGUCUUUAUUGAGAUUUUGGUUUCUGCCUAUCGAUUAUUUUCUUUCUUUAUUAUUUUAUUAUUUGAUUUGUGCAUCAUUAUCGAUUAUUUUGACUGCUUAAUUAGUGAGAAUGGCGAAUGAAGACGAUACAGAAUUUAAGAAGCUUCCAGUGGAUGAACGUUGCGUUCAUAAAUUGUGGAAAGCUCGUGUUGAUGGAUAUGAAGAGGCAGCAAAAAUUUUUCGUACAAUAGACGAUGAAAAAGGUCCAGAAUGGAACAAAUUUAUGGGACUAGUUAAGAAAUUUGUCAUAGACAGUAAUGCAUUGGCACAGGAAAAAGGUCUUGAAGCUACAUUGGUUUUUGUUGAGAAUUGUGGAAAUGCUGGGAGAACUGUUGGUGAAGUAAUCAGUGGAAUUGUUACAAAAUGUCUAGGUGCACCGAAAAUGAAAACUAAAGAUCUUGGAAUGCAAAUAGCACUCAUGUAUAUUGAAAUUGAGAAACAUGAAGCCGUAAUUGAGGAGCUCAUUAAAGGAUUUGAUCAGAAAAAUCCAAAAAUUGUAUCAGCAUGUGUCUCAACGAUUCUUCUUGCCCUCCGAGAGUUUGGUGCGAAAGUUGUAAAUGUUAAGCCUUUAGUCAAGAAAAUUCCCACACUUCUUAGUGACCGAGAUAAAACUGUUCGAGAUGAAGCCAAACAGCUUACAAUAGAAAUUUUCCGAUGGAUUGGCCCAGUUUUCAAGACACAAAUUCAAUCGCUGCCACAGGUUGUUUUGAAUGAAUUGGAAGCAGAAUUUGACAAGGUUAAAAAUGAAAAAGCAGUCCCGUCAAGAUAUCUUCGUUCACAACAGCAAAAACAAAUUGUCGAGGCUGUAGCCGGAGAAGUCAGUCAGGACAUUGAACAUGACGAAGGAGAAGGUGUAGUUAAUGAUGAUAUUGAUCCAAUGGAUUUGAUAGAUCCAGUUGAUAUUUUGUCAAAGUUGCCAAAAGAUUUCUAUGACAAAUUGGAAGCAAAGAAAUGGCAAGAGAGAAAAGAGUCACUUGAAGCAUUGGAACCGCUCGUAACUAAUCCGAAAUUAGAGAAUGGUGAUUAUGGAGAUUUAGUGAGAGCACUGAAGAAAGUAAUAACAAAAGAUUCAAACGUUGUAUUGGUCGCAUUAGCUGGAAAGUGUCUUGCAUUGUUAGCUAAAGGAGUAGGCAAAAAAUUUCAGCCAUACGCAGUUGCAUGUAUUAGUGGCAUUUUGGAAAAAUUCAAAGAAAAGAAAACAAAUGUUGUUGCAGCUCUUCGAGAUGCUAUUGACGCAAUUUAUCCAGCAACCAAUUUGGAAGCAAUUCAAGAAGAAGUCAUUGCGGCAUUAGCGAAUAAAAAUCCAAGCGUAAAGACAGAAACUGCAUUAUUUUUGGCUAGAUCAUUUACAAAAACUCAACCGACAGUUUUGAAUAAGAAGCUUUUGAAAGCUUACGUUACGGCAUUAUUAAAGACUUUAAAUGAAUCAGAUCCAACAGUCCGUGACGCUUCAGCAGAAGCUUUAGGAACAGCAAUGAAAUUAGUAACAGAAAAGAAUAUUUCACCGUUCUUGACAGAAGUUGAUGCAUUAAAAAUGGAAAAGAUUAAAGAAUAUUAUGAGAAGGCAGUAAUUACAGUCAAAAUUGUUGGUGCCAAGAAAGAACGUCCACAAACAGCACCUGUUAAAACUGUUCCACAAAAAGGAGGAUCAUCGGAACCAAAACCUGUUGCUCGACCUAAUACAGCAGUCGGUCCAAAAAAAGUUCUUGCUAAGAAACCAGCAGCAAGCUCAUCAAAUGCUGGUGGAAUUUCAAAAUCAGCAAGUACAAAGAAUGUAUUGCCAACAGAACGUGAAUUAUCACAGGAAGAAGUGGACGAACAAGCACCAGAAAUUCUGCCACCAGAUGUUAUUAAUGGACUUUGUGAUUCAAAUUGGAAAACAAGACUUCAAUCAAUUGAAACAUUCCUGCAACUAUUAUCAACAUUCGAUUCAAAAUGUGGACACACGCAAAUAUUGGUUAGAGUUCUAGCUAAAAAACCAGGCUUAAAAGAUACAAAUUUCCAAGUUCUAAAACUUCGUCUAGAUGCCAUUAAAUUGAUUGCUGAGAGUUUUGGAAUGACAGUAACGACAUCAGAUUUGAUUAUUAAUGAGAUAAUUGAGAAACUAGGUGAUGCAAAAGUCAGUACUUCAGCUGCAGCUGCAUUAACAGCAAUGUCUGAGACUAUUCGUUUAGAAUAUGUUGUGUCCAAAGUCAUGUCUUUUGCAUUUGAACAGAAAUCACCAAAAGUACAGCAAGAAUCUAUUGGAUGGGUUAAUCAAGCACUACGUGAGUUUGGCUUUCACGUUAAUCCAAAGCUAUUAAUUGAUGAUGCUAAGAAAGGUGUUAAUAGUACUAAUCCGGCUGUAAGACAAGCAGCAAUUACAUUACUUGGAACUAUGCAUCUUUACAUGGGUCCAACACUCGCAAUGUUCUUUGACAAUGAGAAGCCAGCUUUAAAGCAACAAAUUCAACUGGAAUUUGAUAAGAAUUCAGGACAAAAAGCACCGGCAUCGACGAGAGGAGGUCAAUCGAAUGGAAUGAAAGGCUCAACAGAAGCAAAUAAUGCAAAUGAUGAUGAUGAUGAGCCUGUAACUCCAACAAAUCUUGCUGACUUGAUUCCAAGAGUUGAUAUUUCACCAUUAAUAACAGAAUCUUUAAUAGCUGAGUUGAGUGAUAAGAACUGGAAGACUAGAAAUGAAGGAUUAAUAAAAUUUCAAGCAAUCAUCAAUGAGCAUAAAUUGAUUAAGGCAUCACUUGGUGAAUUACCUCCAAUUUUGGCUCAACGAUUAGUGGACAGUAAUGCUAAGAUUGCUCAGACUGCCGUCGAAAUUUGUACUCAAUUGUCGACUAGUAUUGGCCCAGGUUGUAAGCAGCACAUUCGAGUCCUAUUGCCUGGAGUUUUACGUGGGCUUGGUGAUAAUAAGUCUUAUUUAAGAUCAGCAUGUAUUACGUGCAUGAACGCUUGGGGAGAUCAAUGUGGAUAUAAAGAAUUUUUCGAUGGAGAAAUGUUUGCGGAUGCCUUAAAAAGUGGAACACCAGCACUAAAAGUAGAAGUUUGGGGAUGGAUGGCUGAAAAACUACCAGAUAUUCCACCAAAAAGCAUCAAUAAAGAGGAACUUAUUUCAUGUCUGCCUUAUUUAUAUGCAAACAUAAUCGAUCGAAAUGCAGAUGUCCGUAAAAAUGCCAACGAUUGUGUUUUAGGCAUUAUGAUGCAUCUUGGAUAUGAUGCAAUGAUGAAGGCAAUGGAUAAACAGAAACCAGCAACAAAGAAAGAUAUUCAAGCAGCUCUUGAUAAAGCCAGACCUAAUUUGCCAGUUAAACCAUUACCAAAAAGUAAGCAACAAGCUCCAAUAGUUGUUGAAGAGAAGAAAAUCAUUAAAUCUGGUGGAAGUAAAAUUGUCAAGCCAACAAUUUCAAAGCCUGGAUCAGCAGCAGCUUCGAGUAGACGAAAGGAGGAAGAAGUAGACACGUCGCCAUUAUUCCAGGUUAAUAAUCUAAAGCAACAACGUUUCUUGGACGAACAAAAGUUGAAAGUCAUUCGAUGGACAUUUACAACACCGAGAGAAGAGUUUAAUGAUUUACUUAAGGAACAAAUGACUAAUGCAAACGUAAAUAAAGGCUUGAUGGCAAAUAUGUUUCAUGACGAUUUCCGUUAUCAUCUAAAGGUUAUUGAAACAUUGAUUGAGGACCUUUCUAACAAUAUGCAAGGCUUAAUAUGUAAUUUAGAUCUUGUCCUAAAAUGGUUGUCACUUAGAUUCUAUGACACAAAUCCUUCAGUUCUACUUAAAGGAUUAGAUUAUCUCAAUUUUGUAUUUACGACAUUGAGAGAGACUCAAUAUGUAUUGACAGAUAAUGAAGGUUCCUCAUUUAUUCCACAUUUGUUGACCAAAAUUGGAGAUCCAAAAGAUGCCGUCAGAAAUGGAGUUCGUAAUCUUCUUCGACAAAUUUGCCUAAUUUAUCCAUUCUCCAGAGUAUUCUCAUACAUAAUGGAUGCUCUUAAAUCGAAAAAUGCUCGUCAACGUACAGAAUGUUUAGAUGAGCUUGGAUUCCUCAUUGAGACAUACAAUUUAACUGUCUGUCAGCCAACUCCACAGCAUGCACUGAAAGAAAUUGCUCGCCAAAUUAGUGAUCGUGAUAAUUCAGUUCGUUCUGCAGCACUUAAUUGUAUAGUUAAGGCUUACGAAUUAGCUGGUGAAAGAAUUUACAAGAUGAUAGGACAGCUCAGCGAAAAGGAAAUGUCAAUGUUGGAUGAAAGAAUCAAGAGAAGCAAGAAGAGUCCAAAAUUAGUUCCGGAAGUAAAACAGUCACAAUCGAGUGUUGAAAUUGUCAGUGUGCCGAUUAAUGAAAAGGAUGAUGACAGUAGAGACUUAUCAGGCGAAGAGGAACUUCCAUCCGAAGAAGAAUCCCAUCCAAAUGUCCACAACCGCGACGAUAAUUAUGAAGCACAUUCGCAAGAGGAUUUAAAUCUUACGGCAACUCCACACGAAAUUAAGUCACCUGAUUGGCCGAAUCUUAUUGAAAUUCCUCAAAUGACUUAUGAAAACACACCUCCAUCUGUACAAACUUCUCGUGCACCAACCUCUGGUCCAUUCUGCUUAGAUUCAGGUGUUAUAGCGGAGAUAGAAAAAGAUUGGACUCGUAGUGAUCAAAUUAAACUUUCUCACUUUUCACCUAUCGAUCUAACUUAUGCUGAUCAGCCAAUUCAGAUUAAAGCUUGCAAUGGAGUAACUUAUCCUGCAGAUCGAUUAAAUCACUUAUUGUCUAAAAGUCCAUCGAGACCUCAUUCGGCUAAUAUUACUUUAUAUUCCGCUUCCAGUCCACAGCAUUACUCUCCAUUGAGACCAUCAACAGCGCCUGAGCCGCAAACAACAAAUUUGAUGGAAAAUUUGCCGAAAUAUGACACGAAAUUGUUGAAUAUAAUUAAGGGAAUCGGACAUCCUGAUCAGUAUGUCGCUCAUGCCUCAUUAAAUGAACUGUCCGAUAUCAUUGAAUCUCAAGAAAAGCAAGCAGUCUUGCGUGACUACGAGGAAAUUUACAUCCAGAGUGUUCUGGCACAAUUUAAGCAUUUAUCACAACGUUCACUGAGCGAGGCACUUUCGCUAUAUCAGCCGCUCCUUAAUAGCAUUUAUCAUUUCUUUACAUCCAAGGCAUUGGGACAAAACUUGAGUGUGGCAAGCAUUAAAAAUAUUAUUGCCGUCUUGCUCGGUCUCAUGUCUGAUCAGAAACUCGGAAGUGGCGAAGAGUAUACGAAAGUCGUCAAUAGUAUUUGCCUCAAAAUCCUCGACCGUUGUAAUUUCACGCAUUUAAAUUGUGCCCUAGUUCGUCUCCUAAAAGAAACAUGCUCGACAAGUGCAUUGCCAAAAUUCACAGAAUUAUUAAUGAAAUGUAUUUGGAGAAAUGUAAAAUUAAUGCCAGAACGAGUCAAUGAAUUAGAUUAUGAUGCUCUUCUAAUGGAAAUUCAUGAUUUCAUGCUGGCAUUGCCAACAAAUUGGUGGGCUCAGCGACCUUCUGAUACACCAAUGCGAACGAUCAAGACAAUUAUUCACAAUAUGACGAAAAUUAAAGGAGCUGGAAUCUUGCAGCAUCUCAACAACAUUCCAAGACAUUCAGAACUCAACACAUAUGUAUUACGCAUACUAAAAAAAGAACAUGGUUCCUUGCCUGGAUCUCACGAUUCAAAUCAACAAGCUUAUGCCUCACAGCUCCAUCAACAGCGAUCACAACAAGAUCGAACGAGUCGUGCUAAUCAUGAUCAAGUCAGCAACAUAUUUAAACUAAUAUCCGAUAAGGAUACAUCAAAAGUUGGGCUACGACAGUUAAAUGAAUUUAAGCAAAACCAUCCAGAAUUUGAUAUUCAGCCAUUUUUAAAAGGAAGUAGUCCAUUCUUCCAGCAGUUCAUACACGAUGGAUUAGCGGAAUUACAGAAGGCUUCACAGAAUAAUACGAAUAACAAUCAAUCACACGAGCAGAGUUCUGCAAACCCGAAUCAGACUAAUGAAAAUCCCAAUAAUCCAGACUAUUGGAUGCAUAAAUUAAACAUGUAUCGAGUUCGAGGAAAACUACAGACGAAUGAAGAGAAGGAGCCAAUUAUGGAUAAUAAGAUUGCCGAUGAAAACCUUAACAUGAAUCAAAUUCAAUCGAGACUAACGACUUUGGCCAAGAAAGAUGGAACACAACUUCCUAUUCAAGCUGAUCGAUUGGAGCUCCUUCAACAGAAGCUAGCACAAUACAAGCCGAAAUAGAAUAUGGCGAUUCUAGAGGAAUCAAAAAUCAUAAUUUAAAAAUUUCCACUUCUUUUAUCAACUUGAAUAUUAAAAAAAAUUCGAUAUGAUCUUGUAAUGCUCUCUCCAUUCAACUAUUUUCCAGUUAAUGUUUUUUCAUGUUCUUUUAUUUAUCCAUUUCAUUAAAAAAGAAAUUCUAAAUUUGUUAUUUAAAAAAAGAAAUCCAUCAUUGCCUAAAACUUGUUGAGUUUUCAUCGUUAAUCAAUUUCUAUUGUAUUCUCUGUUUUUCGCAUCAAUCAAGCAACAUCAAAUGUUUUUUGAGGAAGUUAUUACAUUAAAAAAAUAAGAAUGAGAAAGUUCUGCAUGGAUAUUGAAUAAAUCUACAUUAGUUCAUACAACUAUUUAAUGGAGAAAUUAUGAAAUUAAUUAUGAUGUUCAUUUGCUGGUAGAUAAAGUCACCUAAUACAAACUAGUAUUAGGUCUCUCCCCCCAAAAAAUCGAAUUUUCUUUCUUGAAAAAGUUUUUAGAUGAGAAUCGUAAGUCCAAUCUGUCUGGAUCUUGCUAUUGAAAAGUUGAAUAUUUUUAUAUAGUAAACGAUAAUGAUUGAUUAUAAACUGCUUGUCAUUAGCAUACACUGAGGAGCACUUUUAAUGUGCAACAUGAAAUUUAUCAAUUUUGAUUGAAGCAAAACAUUUUUCGUAAGUUAAAU
Messenger RNA from Chironomus riparius, 7154 nucleotides. The record is from the annotation of a GenBank genome assembly. Lineage: Eukaryota; Metazoa; Arthropoda; Insecta; Diptera; Chironomidae.